UUGCCAUCCUACACAAUGUCGAUGAGUGUCUUCGCUGUUUUUCUUGGUGCUCUGCUUGUUCAAGCCCAGGAUCAAUCAGGAUUUAUCAGCAUAGAUUGCGGAGCUCCAUCGGACACGGACUACACUGAGCCAAAAACAGGCAUAAAUUACACAUCAGAUGCCAAUUUCAUAGACACGGGUGAAAGUGGGACAAUAAUACCUGAAACCAUCAACACUGUCUACCAACGACAGAUGAUGAAUGUGAGAAGCUUCCCAAUAGGAAAAAGGAACUGCUACAAAAUAAGCAUCACCAAAGGUUCCACUUAUCUCAUCCGCACCAAUUUUUUAUACGGAAAUUAUGAUAAGCUAAAUAAGGCACCAAAGUUUGAUAUUCAUCUGGGGGUUAACCACUGGUACACAGUGACUAUAGACAAUGCAUCCACUCCCCAAGUGAAUGAGAUCAUAUAUGUACCUUCACUGGAUUAUCUGCAUAUCUGUCUGGUUAACACAGGCCAUGGCACACCCUUUAUAUCAGCUAUAGAAUUGAGGACUUUGAAAAAUGGUACUUACGUCCCUGAUUCUGGAUCAUUGGAAUAUUACAGGCGGUGGGAUUUAGGUUCAAACGACAGCUACAGGUACAAUGUUGAUGUUUAUGAUCGUUUCUGGUAUAACUAUGGGGACAACAAGGAUUGGAAACAAAUAAAUGCUUCCAUUGCUGCUGGUUCUUUCGAUCAGAAUGAUUACAAACCGCCAGGAAUUGUCUUGAGUACCGCAGUUACACCAGUAAAUGCUAGUGUCCCAUUGGUAAUAAGCUGGGAGCCACAAAAUCCAACUGAAGAAUACUAUGUUUACAUGCACUUCUUCGAGAUUGAAGUGCUAAGGAAGAAUCAGACAAGAGAAUUCAAUAUCACCCAGAAUGGAAGGCCAUGGUUUCAAAAUUUGUCUCCGUUUUCCCAGAGAAUGAACACUAUAUAUAGCAAAUCAGGCAUCAGUGGGGAAAAAAUUGAAUAUUCGCUUGAGAAAGCCAAGAGUUCAAGCCUUCCUCCCAUCAUAAAUGCCAUUGAAAUUUACAGAGUGAUAAACUUCCAGCAGAAAGAUACACACCAAGGAGAUGUUGAUGCGAUUGCGAGCAUCAAGUCGGUUUACGGAGUGAAAAGAGAUUGGCAAGGUGAUCCAUGCGCCCCUGUAGCCUACUUGUGGGAUGGUCUCAAUUGUAGUUAUCUCGGCAAUAAGAACCCAAGAAUCACAACUUUGAAUUUAUCUUCAAGUGAACUGUCAGGAAGAAUAGAUCCUACGAUUUCAAAUCUCAUCAUGUUGGAGCAGUUGGAUUUAUCCAACAAUAACUUAUACGGCGAAGUUCCUGAUUUUCUAUCUAGACUACAACAUUUGAAGAUGAUAAAUUUUGAGAACAACAACCUCACAGGUUCAAUUCCCGAGGCACUAGUUCAAAAAUCUAAGGAAGGCUUCCUAUCACUAAGGGUGGGCCAAAAUCCAUAUCUAUGUGAAUCCGAUCAAUGCAAGGAGAAGAGGAAGGAAAAGAAGAAUAUUGUUACUCCCUUAUUAGCAUCCGUUUGUGGGGUUUUGAUCAUUCUUAUGACUGUGGCAGUUGUAUUGUGGACUCUUGAAAGGAGAAAACCCAAAGGUGAGACUACUACAAUUAGACUCAAUUUUAAUUGAAAAAUUGCCAAAGCGGAAAGCACAGAACAAGAGGAUUCAUUACAUCAACUAAAAAAACAGAUAUAUUCAUACUCUGAUGUAGUUAGAAUCACCAACAAUUUCAGUACAGUCGUUGGUAAAGGUGGGUUUGGAACAGUUUAUCUGGGUUAUAUUGAUGACAUUCCCGUGGCAGUGAAAAUGCUGUCUCCAUCUUCAGUUCAUGGUUAUCGACAAUUUCAAGCAGAAGUUAAAAUUCUAAUGAGGGUUCAUCAUACGAAUCUCACCUCCCUCGUUGGAUAUUGUAAUGACGGAGAUUAUAAGGGUCUCAUAUAUGAGUACAUGGCUAACGGAGACUUACAACAACAUCUUUCUGGUAAACACAGCAAAUCAAAAUUCUUGAGCUGGGAAGACAGACUUCGUAUAGCAGUGGAUGCAGCACUAGGAUUGGAGUAUCUUCAAACUGGUUGCAAGCCUCCUAUAAUCCACAGAGACAUAAAAUCUACAAACAUCUUGUUGGAUGAAAAGUUCCAAGCAAAAUUAUCAGAUUUCGGUCUAUCCAAAAUUAUCCCAAUUGAUGGAGGAACUCAUGUGUCAACUGUUGUUGCUGGUACUCCCGGUUAUCUAGACCCAGAGUACUACAUAUCCAAUAGAUUAACACAUAAAAGUGAUGUUUAUAGCUUUGGAGUUGUUCUUUUGGAAAUCAUCACUUAUCAACCAGUAAUAGUAAUAGCACGGAAUGAAGAAAGGGUUCACAUCACUGAAUGGGUCAGAUCACUGAUUGAAAGGGAUAUCAAGGCGAUUGUUGACUCAAGGUUAGAAGGAGAUUUUGACAUUAAUUCAGCUUGGAAAGCCGUAGAAAUAGCAAUGGCAUGUGUUUCCUUUAAUCCCAGUGAAAGGCCAAUGCUGAGGAUGAUAGUGACUGAACUAAGAGAUACUUUAGCAAUCGAAUUAGCUCGAACAAAACUCAUUGAUGCACAUCUAACAACAGAUUCUAUUGAACCGCUCGCCAUGAAUCUGGACACUGAAUUCACUCCUCUGGCGAGGUAAAAUAUAAAAGAAAUCAAAUAAUGUAAAAGAGGAAGUGAUCUUAUUAAGAACUUGGUCGAGAGGUUCUUUCCUUUGCUCUUCUGUAACUGCUUCACCUGUUUCCAUUUCCAUGGAUGAUGAUUUCUGCUUCUACCCUAAAACGUAAUUGCAUCCUUUUUCUUAUUCUUCAAUGUCUAUUCAAC
Molecule: messenger RNA, 2864 nt
Organism: Vigna umbellata (rice bean)
Lineage: Eukaryota; Viridiplantae; Streptophyta; Magnoliopsida; Fabales; Fabaceae
Source: RefSeq, a predicted model, not a curated record